This is a messenger RNA of Prunus persica (peach), 1903 nucleotides long. Its product is annotated as peptidyl-prolyl cis-trans isomerase FKBP19, chloroplastic. The record is from RefSeq and is a predicted model, not a curated record. The transcript has 9 exons. Gene Ontology annotation, molecular function: peptidyl-prolyl cis-trans isomerase activity. The coding region runs from base 339 to 1127 and encodes 262 amino acids. Gene Ontology annotation, cellular component: thylakoid; chloroplast. Lineage: Eukaryota; Viridiplantae; Streptophyta; Magnoliopsida; Rosales; Rosaceae.
UUAGCCCCUUCAAAAGUAUUUCCAAAUAGGCCCCCACCUUCUUGGCUAUCUCUUAGAUUGUCAUUUGUAUAAAUAAAUAAAUAAAAAUUAUUGUUGUUGAAAUAUGUUAAUCAAAUUUUGAUUGUGUUAUGGGCAUAACAUGUCGCACCAUAUCCAAAAAUGAAACAAGAUAGAAACUAUUUAAGGGAAAAACGAAAGAAGAAAAAAAAAAAACAAUAGAGGGCUUGAGCUUGACAAGCUGAGGCCGUUAUCUUCCCGCGAAACACAUUUCCUGGCCCCCAGUCACCACUUCACACAGUUCACCCUUUUCUCCCAAGUCAAGUAGUACCAUAGCUAAAAUGGCCUCAAUCUCAGCCGUCGGGUCUCCACCCCGACCGCUGUCUUCUUCACCUGUCGGAAAAUCUUCACACCCGGUACGUCGUUUUGCGCUUACCUUCUCUCUGAUGCGCCAGAGACAGCGCCGACCUCAAUCUCUUCUUGUUCCGGAACCGGAGAAAUUUUCUGAUUCAGGUGCAGUCGGUGGAAGUAAUCCUAUUGAACGAAGAAGUUUUGUCUUUUCAUCCAUUGGAAUAGUAGCUGCAGCCUUUUGCAAUGCUUCAAAAGAUGGAGUAGCCCUGGCAUCUCAAUUUGCUGACAUGCCAGCACUUCGGGGAAAGGACUAUGGCAAGUCAAAAAUGAGUUAUCCAGACUACACAGAAACUGCAUCAGGUCUUCAGUAUAAGGACUUACGACUAGGAGAUGGCCCCAAACCCAAGGUGGGAGAGACAGUAGUGGUUGAUUGGGAUGGUUACACCAUAGGAUAUUAUGGACGUAUCUUUGAAGCUCGAAAUAAGACAAAGGGUGGUUCAUUUGAGGGUGAUGACAAGGCCUUUUUCAAAUUUAGAGUAGGAUCUCAGGAGGUAAUACCAGCUUUUGAGGAAGCUGUUUCAGGCAUGGCUCUUGGUGGCAUUAGAAGGAUCAUAGUGCCCCCAGAGUUGGGAUAUCCUGAGAAUGACUACAACAAAAGUGGACCGAGACCCACAACAUUUUCGGGCCAACGAGCCUUGGAUUUUGUGCUGAGGAACCAGGGGCUGAUAGACAAGACUCUUCUGUUUGAUAUUGAGCUCAUCAAGAUCAUACCCAACUGAAUUUCCUUUGAAAUUCAACAUUUUUCACAGGAAUUACUUAGCUGGCUAUAAAGAAUGCGGCUUAUUUAUCAUGAGUUUAUUAUUCAGGAUGCCAGAAGAUAUUGGUUAGCUGAGAAAAGCCGGUUUCUUUGAUUAUAUACCAUAAUCUCGAGGGAGAAGAUUUCUUUCCAUGAAGCCAAGAGUUGAAAUGAAAAUGUGUGGCAAGUAGCUAAUUGUCUCAAGCCUGUCUUCUCUCUCUCUCUCUCUCUCUCUCUCUCUCUCUCUCUCUCUCUCUCUCUGUGAUAAGCUUUUUGUAAUCUUUACUUUUCAAGUAUUUCAUGCAGUACAUCUGUAUAGUGAAACAUUAAAUUGAAUCACCUAAGCUGGCAUUGUGGCAUUUUGUGGAGACUGGACCUGUUUUUCUUUGAGGUGCAGCGCCUGUGCUGUUUUCCUCUUUGUUUUCUCUUCGUAAUGGAUGUGUUUUCAACCCAAAAAAGAAAAGAAAAAAAGCUGGCAUUGUGGUGCAUCAACUGCUCCUCUACAUAUAGCAAAUUUUUUUUUCGAAGAUAAGAGAAAACUAAAAACAACUGCCGCAAGUCCAUGAAACUGGAGUAAAUCUGAAGUCAUGUCAGAAGCUACAAUCUUCAUCAUAAAUAUGACACUAAACAAGACAUAAUCCAGUAAAAGUACGCAUCAUCAACAUUUAAUUGUAAAACGGGGAAGAAAAUCAACACAUAUAAGAAGAGGGGGCAAAACAUCCUAGAGAACAAUAAUUUAAACCUGCUGACCACCUCUCA